ACCCAAUCAACGUCACCCUCAUGACAGGUCGUGGCAACGUCUAGUGGUGGAUUAUGGCCGACAAACUCCGCACGCAGCAGCAGCUUGAAGCGCUACAGACCAAACACAUCGGAACUGGCCAUGCAGAUACAACCGAGCACGAGUGGAAAGCCAAUAUUGCCCGAGAUUCAUAUGCCAGCAUUGUGGGCCAUCCACCGCUCAUUCACUACAUGUCUAUCGGCAUGGGGCUUCCGAUGGAGCGAGUGCGCAUGAUCUGUAUGGAGAAGAUGGUGCUGCCAGUCGGUCCAGCGCCAGCUGUGGAGAGAGAUGAUGACGAAGGGGAAAUGGAAAUAGACGAAAAAUGAAGCAUAUCAAUCUCUCCACUUCCACUGCUCAAUUUCAUUCAUUCGACACUGGAGCAAUGCAAACGCUGGAAACAUUCGGCACUCGCAAGCCUGCCCGCCUCACCAGGUGGCCUCAAGCCAAGACAGUGGAAGGUUGUCUUUCCAAAUUUCAGAGCCGUACAAGACUAUGAGCUUUCUCGCAGGAGACUAUUUACGGCCCUCCACCAUCACGAUGUGGUAGCCUUCUGACGAUUUCACUUCGCCAUAUUUCGGGUUGCUGGUCGUUGACGCUUCCAGCUCAAAGGCAAUGGCUUCAAAUUCAGGCAUAAGAUCUCCGCGGGUCUUCCAGCCAAGUGCUCCACCUG
This is a messenger RNA of Dissoconium aciculare CBS 342.82, 688 nucleotides long. RefSeq names its product splicing factor 3B subunit 5/RDS3 complex subunit 10. Gene Ontology annotation, biological process: mRNA splicing, via spliceosome. The transcript is spliced from 2 exons. Lineage: Eukaryota; Fungi; Ascomycota; Dothideomycetes; Mycosphaerellales; Dissoconiaceae. The coding region runs from base 54 to 344 and encodes 96 amino acids. The record is from RefSeq and is a predicted model, not a curated record. Gene Ontology annotation, cellular component: U2 snRNP; precatalytic spliceosome.